This is a messenger RNA of Mesoplodon densirostris (Blainville's beaked whale), 1119 nucleotides long. RefSeq names its product E74 like ETS transcription factor 3 (gene ELF3). The transcript has 8 exons. Gene Ontology annotation, biological process: regulation of transcription by RNA polymerase II; cell differentiation. The record is from RefSeq and is a predicted model, not a curated record. Gene Ontology annotation, cellular component: nucleus. Lineage: Eukaryota; Metazoa; Chordata; Mammalia; Artiodactyla; Ziphiidae. The coding region runs from base 1 to 1119 and encodes 372 amino acids. Gene Ontology annotation, molecular function: sequence-specific DNA binding; DNA-binding transcription factor activity, RNA polymerase II-specific.
AUGGCUGCAACCUGUGAGAUUAGCAACGUUUUUAGCAACUACUUCAGUACGAUGUACAGCUCGGAGGACCCCAAUCUGGCCUCUGUUCCCCCUGCCGCCGCCUUCGGGGCUGAUGACCUGGUGCUGGCGCUCAGCAGCCCGCAGAUGUCCCUGGAGGGCACAGAGAAGGCCAGCUGGUUGGGGGAGCAGCCCCAGCUCUGGUCCAAGGCCCAGGUCCUGGACUGGAUCAGCUACCAAGUGGAGAAGCACAAGUACGACGCCAGCACCAUCGACCUCUCGCGCUGUGACAUGGACGGGGCCGCGCUCUGCCGCUGCGCCCCUGAGGAGCUGCGCCUGGUCUUUGGGCCCCUGGGGGACCAGCUGUACUCCCAGCUGUGGGACCUCACUUCCAGCUUCCCCGACGAGCUCAGCUGGAUCAUGGAGCUUCUGGAGAAGGACAGCAUGGCACUUCAGCAGCCCCUGGGGGACCAGGGCCCCUUUGACCAGGGAAGCCCCUUUGCCCAGGAGAUGCUUGAGGACUGCAGACAGGCCAGCCCCUUCUACCCAGGCAGCUUCGGCACGGGGGCCCCCUCCCCGGGCAGCUCUGAUGUCUCCACCGCAGGGACUGGCGCUUCUCAGAGCCCCCAGGCCUCAGACUCCGGUGGAAGCGACGUGGACCUGGACGCCCCAGACAGCAAGCUCUUCUCUGGGGACGGCUUUCCCGACUAUAAGAAGGAGGACCUUAAGCACGGGAAGCGGAAACGGGGCCGGCCCCGAAAGCUGAGUAAAGACUCCCGGGAGUGUCUUGAGGGCAAGAAGAGCAAGCACGCCCCCAGAGGCACCCACCUGUGGGAGUUCAUCCGUGACAUCCUCAUCCACCCGGAGCUCAACGAGGGCCUCAUGAAGUGGGAGAACCGGCAAGAGGGCGUCUUCAAGUUCCUGCGCUCGGAGGCUGUGGCCCAGCUCUGGGGCCAGAAGAAGAAGAACAGCAGCAUGACCUAUGAGAAGCUGAGCAGGGCCAUGAGGUACUACUACAAACGGGAGAUCCUGGAGCGGGUGGACGGCCGGCGGCUUGUCUACAAGUUCGGCAAAAACUCCAGUGGCUGGAAGGAGGAGGAGGUGGCCGGGCAUAGGAACUGA